AUAAAAAAAAAAACAAAGAGAUCGAAAAAGAUAUAUAGAAGAGAGAGGUGUGAGGAGGAGGGAUAUAUAUAUGAUGUCUAGUCCGGGGGCAUUAAUAACAAGUCCUCUGUUGCAAGAGGAAUCAUCAGGAGCGGAGGGGGAGAGAGGAUGGUGGGUGGUGAAGGAGGAGGCGGUGAUGGACAACAAGGAAGAAGCCAAGAAUCAGAUUUUGUUCGCCUUACCCAUGAUCCUUACCAACACUUGUUUCUAUUUCAUCACUCUCGUCUCCGUCAUGUUCGUCGGCCACCUCGGCGACCUCCCACUCGCCGCCGCUAACCUCGCCAACUCCUGGGCCAGCGUCUCCGGCCUCUCCUUCAUGAUCUACAGCUUCCCACCUGCUUCAAUUCAUGACCACACAUAUAUCCAGGGGAUGUGGCGAAUGGACAAAGAUGGCCUCGAUAUAUUGUCUUUUGUUAUUUAUGGUGGGACAACAUCUUCGAUGAAUAUUAAUUUGGGCCUUCAAUUCAAGGGGUUGGGGAUGCUCGGAGACGUCAACCCAAGCCGACGCCAAUAUGCACUCCUCCUCCGGUGACCACUUUUUGAUUGACCGUGCUGCCUCGGUCAACGUGCUUUUGGCUUUGUGACUUUUCCGGCGUGUACUUUUUUUCGAUCCGGACGGUUCCGGUUGAGUCUCCGGAACCGAAUCUCGGUCGACGUACCCCGAUUGUUGCGUCUCAUUGAUUGGCGGUCGAUCGCCCCACUCUUGGUAGAACCACAUCGCGGCGUCACUCGGCGGGAGAUCGUCGGGAAAGAAGCCGGAGCCGGAAGGAUUCAUGUUGAAAAUUGGGAGGGGGGUUUGAAUUUCGAAAUUUAAAAAUAAUAAAGAAGAAGAGAUUGAAGAGAAGGUGUGAGAGAUUGGUUUGGGGGGAUGAAUUUAUAGGAAAAUUUUUUUUUUUUUGAAAUCUGGGCUGCAACGGCUUUUUUAGCCGUUAGGAGGGAGCCGCGCAAGAGUCACGCCGCGUCAAACGAAUGACGCAGGGCUCCUCACGCCCGUUUAACGCCGGCGGGGGCGGUGUUUCACGCCCCCGGGGCGUUAAACGCCCCGUAACGCCGGUGGGUGUGAGGAGUAUACCCAGUGCUCUUAAAUAGUUUUUAAAAUGCUAGAGUUCUUGCCAAGUUAACCAAAACUCGUGUACAACUUCAAAAACAAACCCUCGGUAGCCCUAAUAUGAGAGCCUUACGCUGUGUUUGGUUGGAGGUAGGGGGAGGUAAGGUAAGGUAAAGUUGAUAAGUUACCUUGUUUGGGGUGAAAUGGAAGAUGGGUAAGAGAAGGUAGAAGGAGGUAACGUUACCGCUGAAUAGUGAAAAAUGGGUUACCUCCGAAUCGGCGGUCAAGGGAGGUAGAACUUUUCUUUUCCGCUUUGCCCUUCUCCUUUGUCGCACACUCGCACCUCUUCUUCUUCAAUUGAUUCAACCCUUUGCUGCCCACUUCUUCAUCUCUAGGGCUGCAAACCAAAUAUCACGGCCCCUUUUACCGGAUCUCCGGAGCUGUAAAGAUGGCGGCGAUGUCGUCCCAGCUUCAAUUCUCCGCUAUUGCCGGCCUGAAUCAGAUCCAGAGUCGUCAUUUGACCUCUCCAUGCCGGCGUCUUUUUCCCGAUCGU
Cuscuta campestris is the source of this 1640-nucleotide messenger RNA. The record is from the annotation of a GenBank genome assembly. Lineage: Eukaryota; Viridiplantae; Streptophyta; Magnoliopsida; Solanales; Convolvulaceae.